AGGACUGACGGGACAGCAGAUUUACUGACAAUGAUAGGACAGCUACCGCAUCGGAGAUACAUUACUUCCACGACCUCGUAUAAAAAGUGAAAUAACAGUGAUUUAUUCUACUUUAUCUCUUCAUUAUCAAGCUUUGUCAUUCCUCACAUUCGAUGAGGUGGAACUGAUAAGCAUGCAGCCGAGGGACAGGACAUUGUAAAUAGCAACAGUGCGCUCAGGACAGGAGGUUCAAAAGAUUGAGGACCGAAACAAUCUGAACAACAAAACCAACAGUCAUGGCUGCAGAGAAUAACUUCCCUCCAAUACCGGGGUUCAUCCCCCUGCAGCCGUGUUUCUACCAGGACUUUGACGAGGAGAUCCCUGAACAGCAUCGCACCAUGUGCAAGAGACUCUACCACCUGUGGAUCUUGCAUGCAAUCACCCUGGCUGUGAAUCUGGUGGGCUGCUUUGUGUGGAUGCUGGGUGGAGGGGGCGUGACAAAUUUUGGCAUGGCCAUCAUAUGGUUGAUUCUCUUCACCCCCUGCUCCUAUGUGUGUUGGUUCAGGCCCAUCUACAAGGCCUUCAAGACUGACAGCUCGUUCAACUUCAUGGCAUUCUUCUUUGUGUUCAUGGCCCAGGUGGGCAUCAGUAUUAUCCAGUGCAUAGGGAUCCCAGGCUGGGGAAACUGCGGCUGGCUGGCCACCAUCUCUUUCUUCAGCUACAACCUUUGGAUCGCCUUGCUGAUGCUCAUCCCCACCCUCUUUUUCACUGCCACGGCAACGCUGUCCUUCAUCGCCCUCACCAAGGUCCAUAACUUCUACCGUGGCAGCGGGGGAAGCAUAGGCAAGGCUCAGGAGGAGUGGACUACAGGGGCCUGGAAGAACCCCCACGUCCAGCAGGCAGCGCAGCAGGCAGCUAUGGGAGCCGCCACGGGGGCCAUGAUGCCGGAUCAGCAGUACUCCAGCAACACCCCACAGUACAAUGACAACCAGAUGUAGGGGAUAAAGUGGAGGGAGGGAAGCAUGUCAAAGCAUGAGCAGGAGUUUGUUAUCUGUUUAUCCCCCCCCAAAAUGUGUCUUCAUCACAGCAGCUCUUUCAAUAGGCAAUGGGUCUUCAACCCUUUCUUUGCCCAGGGUCCCUCUCCCAGGCAAACCGGCAACCCAGCAAUCAUACCCUAGCCAUUAUUUUCUUCUCACAUGUCUUGACUUAGCAUCAAGUGAAUGAUAUGUUUGCAAAAAUGUAUGUCCAAGUCAAGAAAGUUUACCAGCAGCCAGCGGCACUUGACGCACUGGUAGCCUACAGUAUGCCAGAUACUUCAGUGUCAGCUGGUAAUUGGCUCCAGUGAGUGUAAUUGGCUCAAUAUUUGGAGUUAAGAAAUAAUGUCGACAUCAUUAGAAAGAAGACAUUCUCCUAUUUCUACUGUAAUCAUUUAUUCUGUUGUUGCUAGCGAUAUAACCCUGCUAUAGGGCACUACACUACACUAUCACACCAUACCAGCUGACUCUGUACACCCAUAACGUAUAGACAUUUCAUGUUCCCAGCAACAACACCGAAUUACAGGAUCUGGUUUCUACUGUGUGAUGUCAUAUUCCUGCUUCUGCUGCUUUGUUUUGACGUGUCACAUCAAAGACGUGUCCCUAUCUUAUGUCACUGUGUUAGCAGGGCCCUGUGGCCACAUGCACACAGCACCAACUCUGCUUGUCAGAGCUUAUUCUGAUCACCCACUAUCCUCUCCUCAAUGCUCUUCGGGAGGGGGGUGGUGGUUUUUGGUAGCCUCCUCCUGCUCAUGACUUGUAAAGUCCUGCUCCUGAUACAGUAUUUCAAUUAUACAUGUGUUUGUUUUAUACACUAAGUUACUGGACUCUAGGUUUUGUCGUGAAUAAAUGUCAUCUUACAUGGAGAGCCAUGUAAGACUGUGUUUGAGUGCAUUACCUUUUUUUUUUAUCUACAGAAAUUUCAAAGCGUAUAAAAUAUUUUUAUCACAGAAAGUAGCACAGAGAUAUUUUACCAGGGGUGUUUAUGUACAGUAGGAGAUAGCUUAUUUGAGGUAUAAAUAUGUAUUUUAAGAAUGUAUUCUACGUCAAGUGAAUGCCAGCUGAUUGAACAAAAAGGGCUCUCCUCUAAGCCAUCAGGGUGCUUUGUGAUUCUCAGGUAAAGCAGAGCUACAAACACUGGACACAAACUGUGAACCUUUCCCCUUUAUGUCCAUGUGUAUGUUUUUGAUAGCUUAUAUAAUAUGCAUUUCAAAUGAAACCAUAAUCCUUUUGCCUCGGGGAUAUUUGUUUUAUUUGAUUCAUUCUGUAACUUGAAAAAUGUAUUACUGUGAGCUAAAGAAGGCCAGUAUGUACUGUAGUUACAUGACAUGGAGAUGUGUAGAAGUAUGCUCUUUUCUCUUAUUUAUCAAUGUUAUUUUAACCCUUUAAACUUGAUAUUAGAGCAGCACUCAACUACUGAGUGUGUGAACAUCCUCGAAAUGUCAGUAUCCCACGUUUUACUGCAGACAUCUGCAUUUCAAUACCGUUGAAAGUAGCAAUAACUCCUGUUUUGAUAACCUUCGUAGUAUGCGCUACCUUUGAUUUAACACUGAGGAGGUAGCGAGAUUUGGAAGUCCACUUCCUUUGAGUUUGACCCGGGCGUCGGUGUUGAUGUCCCUGGGGCUCACUGUGUACGUUGAUAUCUUUUUAUCAGGCUAGCUCAGAGGCUGUUUUGAAGAGACUCAAAUGUAGAGCUAACUGUGUGCUCCCAGCUCCCAGGCCUCAGCUGAAUGAUUACAGGCCAGUCGCAUUGUCAUUAUCCACAGUCAUGGAAAUGGGACUUUCUUCUUAUAGUCUGAGAAGUAUACCAAAACAUAGAACUAUUUUUAGGGGACUACUGUACAUUAUGUCUUUAGAGCAAGGAUUUACAAGCCUGUUCCUGGAGAGCGCUACCGUCCUGUAGGUUUUCGCUUCGGUCCUAAUCUAGCGCACCUGAUUCUAAUAAUUAGCUGGUUAAUCAUCUGAAUCAGGUAAAUUACAACUGCGGUUGGAAGGGAAACCUACUGUAGGGUAUCUACAGGAACAGGGUUGGUAGAGCCCUGCUUUAGAUAGACGUGACAUCUAAUGUAAAUUAAUCAAUCUGAGCUAUAAAUUAAUUGCUAGGAUUUCACUUUUGUUUCUCGUUAUGUACUUGUUUUGCAUUGAAUGUCUACAUGUCUUAGAGUGUGCUCUUUUUAAAACGUGUUCUUAAAUGUCUUGUCUGUGGUUGACAAUGUUAGACAGCAAUAUUGUACUGUAUGUCUUGUUGUAUGGUUGUUUGACCACAGAGGGGCGCCAAUGAUUCCUUUUAUUUGUAUGAGAGAAAGUCCCUGAUUUUCAAGCUGCCUGCGCUCAAUCGUCUGUCUAUUCAUACAGGAGACUUUAGGUCUAUAGCUUAGUCAGUAUUCAGUCAACAGCUCAAUGGUUCCUGCUCUUCCCAGGUAGUAGCUACAUGUGACCAGGAAGGAAGGGAGAGAUAGAGCCUUACAUUUAAGUGGGCUCCAGUAAGCCUCAGCCUGGCUCAUACUGCCCUCCUGCCACCUCUCUCUCUCACAGGGGCAGAUGGCUGAGCAGGCGGUCCCUGUGAACACAUUACAGUGUGCUCUAUGCUGUAGGGGAAAGAGAGACAUUUAUGGAGCAAUAUGGGUGCCACUUUCUCUGGGGUAGUAGGGGUUUGAAAAUGACCUACGUGGGCUCGUGUUGAGAGAGAGAGAGAGCAGUGGAAAAACAGUGUUCCCCAGGUGUUCAUUAGUUCAUGUUCUAGCUAGAUCACUAACCUGGCCUAAUCUAUAUAUACAAUGGCCUCUUAACCCCUCAAGUAGCUGUAUUCAACAUUAUUACAGUAUGCACAUUACUUUGGAGAAAUCCAGCAAACCUAUACUUAUUUUCUCUCCUACAUCUAAAAGGAAUCAGCUAUGUACUCAGUGUAGGAACUGUGGUGUAAACUAUGCAGAUAACCCUUGACUGUGGAAGGGAUGUGUUUGCAAGUACAGUUGUUUGGGCUUCGGGUUAGCCUGCGACUGAUGUGAAGAUAGGUAGAGCCCUGUUAGCUUAAACUGUGAUAUAAUCAGCAUUCAAUUAGCUCCCUCUCUGCAGUAAUCAAGCAGAAGCAGUGACCAAAGUGUUCCCCUGGUACACAUUCAUGUGCAACCACCACAGCUCACACAGUACCAGCAGAUGCUGUUGCUUCUCUGUCAUGUCCAUGUCAUUAAAUGUGUGGGAGAUCAUUGAACCAGUGGUCAUCUCGGAGAGGCAACUGGACAGUAUUCUGAAGCACAGUUAGAAGGGGACUUUUAUUCUAAAGUGUAAAUGUUUUAGACUUAAUUGUUACGUACAUUUAAAAAAUACAAUUUGUCUUGUCAUUUUAUGUUUUGAUUUCCCUUACGGACAUUAAAAAAACUCUAUUCCAUUUUA
Messenger RNA from Oncorhynchus tshawytscha (Chinook salmon), 4406 nucleotides. RefSeq names its product secretory carrier-associated membrane protein 5-like. Gene Ontology annotation, biological process: protein transport. Gene Ontology annotation, cellular component: recycling endosome membrane; trans-Golgi network membrane. Lineage: Eukaryota; Metazoa; Chordata; Actinopteri; Salmoniformes; Salmonidae. The transcript is spliced from 7 exons. Bases 276 to 977 code for a protein of 233 amino acids. The record is from RefSeq and is a predicted model, not a curated record.